AUGGCAUUCGUUUAUUUAAAAAAUGCAGGAAUUUCUUUCAAGGAGAUUCGAAGCGAGGAAUCUGAAAUUGUGCAAGAAGAUUUAAUAGACGUCCCACUGAUAGAGAAACCUAUUCCAGAUCUCGGUAAAAAGGAUCGUAAGAUCUCUGACUUCGAAUCCAAGGAAGAUGAAACAGCGAAGGUUAAGAGAGACGUCGAGGCUGAGGAAGAAGAAGAGGUUUCAGGGGACAAAGAUAAUUUCGAAAAACUCAUAGCAACGAGGGAACCCAAGUCAUCAGUGGAACGAGUGCUCGAGCAGGACACUUGCUUCUUUGCCAUACCAAGCAUAGUCACUUUCCAAGAUUUCGACAUAAAGAAGAAAUAUUCUCGCAGAGUGUUGAUCAGGAACAAAACAGCAAAAUGGGCGUAUCUACGGUUCCAUAAAAUAUACACUGAAGUGUGGGAGCCUGGAGUUGUCGAGAUUGACAUCAUGGACGCUGUCAGAGUGAAACCUGGCUUGCACGCAACAGUGAAUGUCAAGUUCUCACCAAUCCACGAGGAAGAGAUGACAGCAGAGAUUUCUUUCCUCACCCUGAGCCAAGAUUAUCCAGAAAGCUUCCACGAGUUUCGUGUUCUCGUUCGUUGCACCCCACAGUGUGCCAUGCCUGUUCUGGACCCCAAGGAACUUAGGUUCCCUUCAGCUCCAAUUUGGAGGUACGACGACCCAAAGUUCAAUGAAAGGACUCUGACCAUUUCGAACGAGGGUAGAAAGCCUUUCUCCAUUGUAAUCGAAGAAAGAAACGACCAGGAUAACUAUUUCUUAUGGCAUUUCGAUCAGGCUCACAUACAAAGCGUGCAAUCGUCCAUUUUGUGCACAGACGAAAAUGGAAAUGAGAAAAUGAAAAUAGAGAAUAUCAGCGAAGACACUUCGAAUGACCAGAAGCCUCGGAAAAAAUACCAAAUUGAAGUCCCUGCGAAGAUCAAAUGCCAUUUAAGGAUCACUUUUAGGCCAAGAUACGUGGGUCUGCACCAUGAGGUCUUGGAAAUUUGUUUUCUCAGCGAGGACAAGAUCAUGGAGAAACAGAGUGUGCCAAUCUGGGCCGAAGUGAUUAAUUGUCAAAUCCACUUAGACCCACCAUGCAUUGAUCUAGGUAUCCUAAUGGUCGACUGUGACGUUCGUCAACAAACCUUCAACAUCGUUAACACUGGACGUUCCUCUGUCGAGGUUUCGAUGAAGACCCCGAAGUGUCUGGGAAAUCAAGUCUCAGUUUAUCCUAAAUCGACUAUCGCAAGCUCUGAAUCGAGAUCCAAAGUCAAUGUGAGACUCACACCUGAAUCCAACAUCUUCCACGUUUCCAAACGAUUUUACGACCCAGUGUCCAACAUGCUAGCCAUCCCAAUCCAAGUGCAAACAGUCCUCCAAGGUCCAGAGAAACCACCCCCACUGAUAUUAAAAGUCCUCGCCAGUCUGACCACGUGUCAUGCUCUGGUCUUAGAACCAGCCUACAUUGACCUGGGACAUGUUCACACACACGAAUCAGUCUACACGGAGUUAACAUUGACCAACGAAUCUCUGUUAAUCCAAGAGUACGCCUUUGUAAACCUGCCACCGUUCAUGGAAGUACACCCGAAUCAUGGUUUCGGUGCCAUUCUUCCCGGACAGACAAUUACUCUUCACCUGAUAUACUCUGCCUGCUUGACAGACAUCCCUGGGAACGAAAUCGGGGCAAACGGGUUGUCCGGUGAACGAAGCUUCCAGAUACGGGUAGUCACUUUGGCAGAGCUCGCUGGGAGCAAGGAACGAGCCACGCUGAAUAAAUUGAAGAAUCAGGUGAACAUGCUACCAAUUAUUCCAAAAAAUCGUGGAAUCCCACCACCGGUGCCAUUCGACGUUAAAACACCGAAGAAAAUACGUGCAACAGUUAUUGGUGAGGAUAAGGAUCACCUCGGAGAUCAAUUUGACAGCGAUUUGGAUGCCAACCAGAGAGAUUCGAAUGAUGAAGAGGAUAUCUUGGACACCUCGAAGGAAAAAUUUGAAAAGCCUAGUGAAAGAAAGGAGAAGAACUCGAUAGAGGUGUACGUGUACAUCAUUGACACUUUCUGUGAACUGAGCGAGCAAAUUAUCCAAUUCCCAGCAACCCCUUGUGGCUCGUAUUCGAUGGCUUCCCUGCAUCUGAGAGGCUUUAACAUGGCCUCCUACCCUCACUGUACCUGCGGAGUCAUAAAGGAUCAGCACAAAGAAUUUACAGCGAGUUACGAAAUUAAGAGCUCCUCUGACAGGAUGAAAUUUACACCACAGUCGGGUACCUUUAAGAACAACGAGAUUAUUCCUAUUAAUUUCAUGUUUAAACCGAGGUUACCGAGAAGCAUGAUCUUCGACGAAGGUCUUAGGCUAAAAAUGAACGUCGAGCAGCAGGAAGAAAAGCUUGAAAAGGAUGACAAAGGAAAGAAAGGCAAGAAAGACGAGCAACAGAAGAAUGUUCCUGAUGUCGAUGAAUUGAACAACGAACUCAGUUUAUUGGAGACCUUCGAACCUUGUGUUUCCACGAUUUUCGUGACGUGGGAGAUUAAUUUGGAAACAAAAGAUGGCUCAAAACGCGACGAAUUAUUAUUCGCAAAAUUGGUCUGUCCAAUCACCAAGCCUGAAAUUCUCAUCCUGAACGAGAAUCGAGAAAUAGUCUUUGGACCAACAGCCAUUGGCACCUGUUCCAGGAGGUUCCUUCUGGUGAAAAAUAUCUCCAAUCAAAAUGUAAAGGUAGAUGUGAGUCUACUAGACCCACUUGGACCAUUUUUCGUGCCUCCUGGGAAGACGAUAGAGACUGGCUCCAUUCUGAAGCUCCCAGUUACGUAUCAACCGAGGGAAGAUCACGAAGAAGUGAAGCGUUUCCAAGUUUCCAGUUCUAGAACGAGAACAAUAUGGAUCGUGAAAGUCAGAGGACUCCCUGUGGUGCCAUCUUACGUGAUAAAACCGCGGUUUCGAGUUGCUCGUUUCGAAGUUAUCGACGAGACACCGGUAGAAUUAAAAAUAUCCAUACAAAAUACUGGAUCGUGUCCAUUGAUCUUUCGACUUUGCCUGGUCGACCAGUUGGAGGGUGAGAUUCCAAGGGUCCAGGAGGAAUCCUGGCAGAGGCCAGACAAAAAGAAGAGGAAAGGGAAAGCGGAAAGCAAUGGAAAAUCGCGGGGAAAGCCUGAAUUCGACGACCACCUUCGGUCGAACGAGGAAUUGGCGAUAUUCGGUGGAAACCUCGAGCGAUCUAUGGAUCGUAGCCUCUUUUCGUUCCAGAAUCUCGACGAGAGCAAGCAGUUACUGGUCCCGCAAGGGAGAAAAAUGGAAUUCGGUGUAGAAUUUCGAGCAAUUAACGAAAGAAAAGACAAAGUUGAAGACCUGAAAAAGUCUAACUACUGCCACGUGGCCAUGGUGAAAUUAAUAUUAGGAAGCUCGACGUUGAUGGACUUUAUAAUGAUAUGUUGAAUGAAUUGA
Eufriesea mexicana is the source of this 3459-nucleotide messenger RNA. RefSeq lists its product as uncharacterized. The transcript has 18 exons. NCBI's taxonomy places the organism in Eukaryota, Metazoa, Arthropoda, Insecta, Hymenoptera, Apidae. The record is from RefSeq and is a predicted model, not a curated record.